Messenger RNA from Fusarium coffeatum, 4188 nucleotides. RefSeq lists its product as uncharacterized. The record is from RefSeq and is a predicted model, not a curated record. Gene Ontology annotation, biological process: nucleoside metabolic process. Lineage: Eukaryota; Fungi; Ascomycota; Sordariomycetes; Hypocreales; Nectriaceae. The transcript has 4 exons. Gene Ontology annotation, molecular function: ATP hydrolysis activity; protein binding. The coding region runs from base 1 to 4188 and encodes 1395 amino acids.
AUGGCCCGGGACGCGUCCGGUAGCAUCGAUGACAGCCAAGAGGCAUCGAGUGACAGUGAGGCCGGUGUGCAUUUCCCACCGGACAAUUACACAGUCGGCUGGAUAUGUGCCCUGAAAUGCGAGCUGAAAGCAGCACGCGCGAUGCUGGAUGAAGAACACCCAGCACUAAUGGUUCAGUCAGAGCAGGACGGAAAUAACUAUCUUUUGGGACGUAUUGGGCAGCACAAUGUUGCAAUUACCUCACUCCCUCAAGCUGGCACCAAUCGUGCAGCCACUGCGGCCAAAUCAAUGCAAAACACCUUUCCAAAUAUCAGGUUCUGCCUAAUGGUUGGCGUGGGAGGUGGUGUACCUGGCAAGGACUCUUCCUGGAACGAUGUUCGGCUUGGCGACAUUGUUGUGUCGGAGCCGACCGAGCAAGGUGGGGGAGUUAUUCAAUACGACAUGGGCAGGCGGAAAGUUGAUGGGUUUCAUCGUUUGGGAACUCUCAACAAGCCGCCGGGUCUAUUGCUAUCAGCAAUGAACACCCUGCACACGACUAAGAACCUGAGCAGAGCUAUCUCAGAUCUAGUCAAUGACAAGUUUAUCGAUGAAGAGGAUCCGGACGAAGAAUGGACAUAUCCCAAGAGAGCAAGGGAUGUUCUCUUCAACACCGAUUAUUAUCAAACCACCAAGAGCAACGACCUUUUGGUCGCAUGUGGUGCUGCAUUAUUACUCCCCGCCACUUACUUGCAGGUAUGGCGUGGGGAUACCGAGAACACACCGUGGGGUCUAUCAAUUCUUCUUUGGACCUGUUGUACCAUGUCUUGUGCAUGGAUUGUCGGCAUAUGGUAUCUCAGAUCCAAGCCAGCACGUCGAUCUUCCCGACCAACGAACAUGCCAAAGAUCCACUAUGGUAACAUCGGUUCUGGGAAUUCCGUGGUCAAGAACGGCGUGGAGCGGGAUGAACUCGCCAAGAGAGACAAUGUUAUAUGUUUCGAAAUGGAGGCCGCUGGUAUCAUGGACGAUUUCCCAUGCUUGGUUAUACGCGGUAUCAGCGAUUAUGCCGACUCAUACAAGAGGUGGGACUGGCAACCGUAUGCUUCUGCUGUGGCUGCAGCAUACGGCAAGAAGCUACUUCUCACUAUAUCACCUAUUGGAGUGAAGGAAAUGAAAUCCAUGAGGCAGAUAACGGAGGGAGUUCAAAGAAUAGAAAAGCAAACCCAAGAGCUUGUUCGUAAUCAGCAACUUCAAGAAGAAGAGAGAUACUUAAACUGGCUGACCCCAAUCGACCACGGCAGUAAGCAUCGUGAUGUUCUUCGCCAGAGACAAGCGGAAACGGGUCACUGGGUUCUUGAAUCAGAGGAAUUCCAUGAGUGGCUAUGUGCCACUAAGCCCGAAACCUUACUCUGUCCGGGGAUACCUGGAGCGGGGAAAACAUUCAUAGCUGCAACCAUCAUCGAUCACCUCCAGCAACAAUUUCGAGACGAUCCAGACAUUGCUGUCAUUUUUAUCUACUUCGAUUUUAAUCGACAGUACGAGCAGACGGCUGACAACCUGAUUGCAAGCUUGGUAAAGCAGUUAACUCGCCUACGACCUGGAGCCCUGUCACGUCUCUAUCAAGAUCACCAGAGAAACCAGACAAAACCCUCGUGGGAGGAAAUUCUUAAGACUCUCCAUACCGUGACUGCUUCGUACACAAAGGUAUUUCUUGUCAUCGAUGCUGUCGAUGAGUGCCAGAACAAUGGUACGCGUAAACUGUUUCUCCAAGCCAUAUUUGAUCUUCAAGCCCAGACAAGCACAAGCAUUCUGGGAACCUCUAGGCAUGAUACAGAGAUCCAGCAAAGGUUUCAAAACAGUACUGUAUUAGAGAUACAUGCCGGAAAUCACGAUAUCGAGCGAUACAUAGAUGGCAACAUGCACAAGUUGCCACAAUUUGUGGAAAACAAUCAUGAGCUUUCCAGCAAGAUCAAGACAGAGAUUAUUAAUCGGGUAAACGGGAUGUUUCUACUUGCGGCACUUUAUAUGGACUUCCUAAUUGGACAAAUCUCAGAGAAUGACAUCAUGGAGGUAUUUUCUUUGUUACCAACUGGACGGCAAGCGUAUGAUGAAGCGUAUGAGCGAUGCAUGGGGCGAAUCGAGCGUCAGAAUGGCAAGCGCAAAGACCUAUUUAAAAGGCUUCUAUCCUGGGUCACUUGUGCCGUGAGGCCAAUGAAAGAGUCUGAACUCGAACAUGCACUCGCAGUCAAGAUCGGACAGUCCGGUCUUGAUAAAGGUGAUAUUCCGCAGGAGAUGGUGGAGGUUUGUGCUGGAUUGGUCAGAAUUGAUCCUGAGAGCCGAGAGAUUCGCCUGGUCCAUUUUACCACCAAAGAAUACUUUCAGAGAACACAGGAACGCUGGUUCCCAGACACACAGUACGUUAUUACCAUGACAUGCAUCACUUAUUUGGCCUUUGAUAUCUUUCAGAGCGGAAUAUGUGAGAGAGUGCAAGAGAUGGAAGCACGCAUUCGAUGCAACCCCUUCUACAUCUAUGUGGCACAGUACUGGGGCCGACACGCACGUCAUGCAUCCCAGAUACAGGAAGAGGUGACAGUUGACUUUCUCACGAACUUGGCAAAAGCGGAGGCUUGCGCCCAGGCUAUGGAAUACAGCCUGUCGCCGCAGGAGUCUCGAAGUAUGACCGGGCUGCAUCUUGUAGCCGGCUUUGGAUUAAAUGAUAUCCUUGAGCUCCUGCUACGGGCUGGGUGCGACCCUACGAUUAAAAACGGCAUGGGUUCCACGCCGCUAUCAAUUGCUGCAAAAAUGGGAUGGGCUGACACCGUCAGGCGGUUUCUCAUUAUAAAGAACGUGGACAUAAAUGCAAUCGACGUGUUUGGAGUUACCGCGUUGAUUCAUGCCGCAAAGCUUGGGCACCGUUCUGUCGUGAAGGAGCUUCUUCAACAUUCGGCUAUUAAGAUCAAUAUUCGAGGCCCACAUACAGGGUCGGCUUUAUCGGUUGCCGCGGAGAAGGGCCACACACAGGUCGUGAACCUGUUGCUGAAGAAGAAAGAAAUAAACGUCAAUGAUGAGGAUGCAGAUGGAAACACAGCAUUGGACAAAGCGGCAAAAGCCGGGAAAGACGAAGUGGUGGAACAACUUCUCACAGCAGCGGACAUCGAUACAGACCACGCUGGCCGUGACGGGAGUACCGCUUUGAUGCUCGCAUCCAUGCAAGUAAAUGUGGCGAUAAUGAAACGUCUGUUGGAACAUGGAGCAGACUGGGGAAAGCAAGGUCUCCGUGGCAGAACCGCUCUCCAUCUCGCCGUCGAUAUAGGUUGCCUGGAGGGCGUCAAGCUGUUGGCAAGUAAGAAGUACAGAGUUAAUCUGGAUACUCAGAACAACUCCGGCUAUACAGCACUACAUGUUGCAUCACAGGCAAUAGACUGGCUUGGAGGGCCGCAGGAGGAGAUCGCCGCGAUACUCCUUGCCAAUGGUGCCGAUGCCGGUGCGAAGACACUUUCGGGGAUGACCGUCAAGGAUCUCACGGUGACAGAUCUCCAGGAGUCGUUGACUAAAUUGCAGAGAAUUCAACAGGUGGAUCCUAGAUGUGAGGUAGAUACUGUCAAGCUGCCGAAGCUUCACGCGCGGAUCGUGAGUGUUCAAAGAGAAACAUGGAACGUUCUUCUUAAACCACGGAGGCUUUCGAAUUAUACCAUAUUAUUUUUCCCAUCGGAUACGCCUCUGCCCUCCUCUGACAUCUUUAUGAUUACGGAAACCAAGAUCGCCAAGCACCUCGACACAGUUGAAAACUCAAUUGUUCGACUGCGCGAUAUAUUAUAUGAUGUUUUAUCGAAAUGCCUCAAGUUUUAUCUCAAGGAUCUCGCAGACAUCUCGGCAACUCAUACAGGGACAGCCCUUCUGGAGUUUUAUGUUAAAAAGUGGUUUUUGUUUGGUGUUUCUACUUAUUCCCUCAUACAUUGGUACCGCCCCCUUGAUCUUUGGGUACAAACGCAGCAACAAAGGAAUGGAAAUAUUGCGAAGACUCACAGGCUAUGCUUUAAACAUUGGAGAAAUGACUUUUUCCUUUUGGUGAGGGAGCGCCUUCUUGAAGCAUGGCAGGAAUUGCGACAGAAUGGUAAGGCCCUCGAUUUUAUCAAGCAGGAGAGAAUUAACAGUCGCGCAUUGCCACAAUAUGCCCAGGACAUGGCUCCUUCAAGUAUUUAUAAAUUGUAA